AUGCACGGAGACACAAGAAAACUAAUAAGCGAUUCAAAUGUGCAUAAUAAUCUGGAGCAGAAAAUGUCGAAAUACAACUAUAAAGAUUUUAAAACAGAAAAUCAAAUAUUUUUCAACUCCCUCUCUAGAAUGAAUAGUAUGUACAGUAGAAUUCUAACAAACAGCAAUUCCUUCGAUCUAUUUGAUACCCUUUUGAAAAGAGACUCCUCAUCUAAAUAUUCAAAAUGUAACAGCAUAUUAAAUUGGAAACAACUGAGUAAACGUAUUUCUACAAAUAAGGAUGAACAUAUCGAUAGAAAGGAAGAGUACGUUUCCAGACAGGAAAAUGAAAUCAACAAAGGCGUUUCCUCCUUAAGAGGACAAGAUUUUUGUCCAUUUAAUUUUAUGAUUGCAAGCUUUAAUAAUCUAGUCAUUCUUAAGAACAAUACUUUUGACAAAAGUUUUACUGGAUAUGGUCAAAGUUUUAGUAGCUUUAAAAAUAGAAAAUUAAUAAAAUGUAAAACGUUCAAAUUAGAUCGAAAAAAAAAAAAAAAAAAAAAAAAAAAAAAGUUUUAUAAAAACGAAACCAAAAAAGUUUAUGACAUAAAUUUUAAAAAAAAUGUAUAUAAUCAAAUUGGGAAAAAACAAAAAGUAGGAUUAAUACGAGAAAAAAUAAAAUCCGAUGACGAAAUUUUUUUCUUAAAUAGUUCUUUAAAAAAUGCAUGUAACCUCGAGCAUAUCUCAUCAUCGACAUUUUACUGCCAAGUGGGCAACACUGUUGAAAGGCAAAUUAGCGGAGAGACAAGUCAAUUGGAAAAAAUCAGCUUAGAAAAAAGGCGAGUAGAUCAAAACCAUGUAGAACAGAACCGCAUAGAACAGAACCGCAUAGAACAGAACCGCGUAGAACAGAACCGCGUAGAACAGAACCGCGUAGAACAGAACCACGUAGAACAGAACCGCGUAGAACAGAACCGCGUAGAACAGAACCGCGUAGAACAGAACCGCGUAGAACAGAACCGCAUAGAACAGAUACGAGAAGAGUAUAUGAAAUACAUCUCCCUUUCUAUUAAAAGACAAGAAGAGAAGAUGGAGUGCUUAGCAAAAAACGUAGAUCAUCUUUUAGAUGUAAUUGAACUUUUACUGUAUAAACGAAUGAAAGAAAUUUUCCUUUUAAAGGAGGAUAUCUGCAGCAAAGACAGAUAUAAAGAAAUAUGCCCAGACGUUUUUUACUUCAGUGAUAAUGAUGACCUACUAGAAACGAUGGACCGAAAAUUUAGAUUUUUGCCAAAGAUCCCAGCCAAAGAAAACUUAACUCCUUAUUAUGGUCCUUCCUCCUCUGACAUCUUUGGAAAACAUUAUUUUACUUAUAAAUAUUUUUAUAAAAUAAUUAAAGUGGAUGUAAAAUUGUAUAAAUUACCUGAUCCGUAUAAUAAUAGUUUUAAUAAAUUUUAUGAUCAAAAUUACAAAUAUAAUUACUCUUUUGAUUUAUUAAAAUAUAACAAAAUGGAAAAACCAUGUAUGAAUAAACAUAAUAUUAGAAAGGCAAAUAAAAUGGAAGCGACAAAAAGAAACGGAAAUUUUCCAUUUUUCAUUUCUACUAAUGCACUAGAAGAAUCAAAAAAAAAAAAAAAAAAAAAAAAUAUAGGGUAUACGAAUAUAGAUAAAAUACCUGAAGAUUUGAUUCAUCUUUUGAACUAUAAAAAUAUAAUUAUUACUUAA
Molecule: messenger RNA, 1698 nt
Organism: Plasmodium malariae
Lineage: Eukaryota; Apicomplexa; Aconoidasida; Haemosporida; Plasmodiidae
Product: conserved Plasmodium protein, unknown function
Exons: 2
Coding region: 1-1698 (565 amino acids)
Source: RefSeq, a predicted model, not a curated record